AUGUAUCUCUACGGACGAGAUUUUGAGCUUGAAACCGACCAUCGACCCCCAGGAUAUAUCUAUAAACCGAAACCUAACAACGCCAGCAAAUCGACCCCUGCACGAAUCGAAAGGUGGAAAUUACGACUCCAGGAAUAUGAUUUUAAAGUCGUCUACAGACCACGUGCUAAAAACCUAGACGAACCUUUAUCACGACUUCCCAAACAAUCCCCAGCUGAUACACGAAGCAACAUGGAGGCGUGCGCAGACAGAUAUGUGCACUACCUAUCCCAAUAUCUUGCACCGCGAGCCAUGUCAAUCGAGGAAAUCCAACAAGCUUCUAUCCAAGAUCCUGAACUUUCCCAAAUACGGAACUGUUUAGAAACUAAUCAGCCACACAAGCUUCCAAAACCCUGUUACAAACCAACAAAUCCUUCUUCGCGGAAACCGAAUCGCCCUGCCAACCAAGCUAAGAAAGCAAGCCAUAGCCUUAGCUCAUGA
Molecule: messenger RNA, 480 nt
Organism: Paramuricea clavata
Lineage: Eukaryota; Metazoa; Cnidaria; Anthozoa; Malacalcyonacea; Plexauridae
Source: the annotation of a GenBank genome assembly